AUGAAAAGAAUAUUGACACUAACUAAAACUCAUUUAAAAUUACCAAAUAUAUGCGAGUUUCGAGUAGAUAAAAGAACUAUUAAAAUUAUUAUUUUAUUAACUAUUUUUAUUAUAUUUAUUAUAAUUACAUCAAAUAUUUCUUUAUCAGAUCGAAAAUUAAUCAUAAAAAAUAUAACAAAUCCAGCAAAUAAUUUUUAUCCUUGUAUUGCUAUAUUGGUUGAAUUUCGUACAGUUGAUCAUAUAAUUGCUAUUGUUCAUAAUGUUAAUUAUCAUAUUCCAUCAACAUGGCCAAUUCAAAUAUUUCAUGGAAAGUAUAAUGAAAAUCUUAUUAAAAAUUCAACUUUAGCACCAUUAAUUGCAUCAGGAAAAAUUUUUCUUACUUUUAUGGAACAAGUUUAUGAUCGUGCUCGAACAAAUCAAUUAUUUACAGAUCCUAAAUUUUGGCAACGUGUUCGUGGUGAAAAAGUUCUUCUCUUUCAAAUCGAUUCAGUUAUGUGUUCAAAUUCUCCACAUAAAAUUACUGAUUUUCUUCAAUAUGACUAUAUUGGUGCCCCAUGGGAUCUUUCAUUUUUUUCAUUUAAUAAACAAUAUCGUGUAGGAAAUGGUGGAUUUUCAUUACGAAGUCGUAGUAAGAUACUUGCUUUACUUGCACUUAUUUCAUAUGAUUCUAGAAUACCAGAAGAUGUUUGGUAUGCACAAAAUUUACAUCGAGUUAAUGGAUCAAUACCUUCAAUUGAAAUAGCAAAAACAUUUUCUGUUGAAUCAAUGUAUUAUGCACGACCAUUAGGUGUACAUCGAUUUCCUUGGAAUUGUCGAUUUCGUGCAGAUUUAGCAAAUACAUGUCCUGAAUCAAUGAUGGUAAUGCGAGAAAAAUGUACUUAA
Messenger RNA from Rotaria sordida, 882 nucleotides. Lineage: Eukaryota; Metazoa; Rotifera; Eurotatoria; Philodinida; Philodinidae. The record is from the annotation of a GenBank genome assembly.